Messenger RNA from Ctenocephalides felis (cat flea), 753 nucleotides. Its product is annotated as zinc finger protein 99-like. Gene Ontology annotation, biological process: regulation of transcription by RNA polymerase II. Bases 1 to 753 code for a protein of 250 amino acids. The record is from RefSeq and is a predicted model, not a curated record. Lineage: Eukaryota; Metazoa; Arthropoda; Insecta; Siphonaptera; Pulicidae. The transcript is spliced from 2 exons. Gene Ontology annotation, molecular function: DNA-binding transcription factor activity; RNA polymerase II cis-regulatory region sequence-specific DNA binding.
AUGUCGGAAGAAACAUUUAAGUCUAUGAAUGAUCAGGCAAUUAUUAAAAUUGAACCACCAGAAUAUCCAGUAGAAGACAUUGAACGCGAAAAUGAGGAUAAGUUUGAUGAUCUUGAUGCUGUCGUUAAAUCUGAAUCGUGUUCUGAGGACGAUGAUACGUGUUUAGAAAGAUUCAAGAACUCCGAGGUGACAAUUGAAGAUGAAGUCAAACAGGAGUCUUUUGAUUGUGACAUUUGUAAUCAAUCAUUCGCAGAAUCACAUCAUCUAACAAAACAUAUGGUCGAUCACAUGCCUAACCGUAGCAAAGAACGUCCUUACAAAUGUGAAAUUUGCCCAAAGACUUUCAAUCAAUCAAGAGGGUUGAACACACACAUGGUCAUUCAUAGUGGUGAGCGUCCACAUAAAUGCAAUGAAUGCAAUAAGGCAUUCACACGAUUAGGCGAUCUGAAAAGACACAUGCUUAUUCACAGUGGUGAGCGUCCACAUAAAUGCAAUGAAUGCAAUAAGGCAUUCAUAACUGUAACUCGUCUGAAAACUCACAUGCUUGUUCAUGGUGGUAAGCGCUCUCAUGAGUGCAUGAUAUGCAAGAAGACAUUCACACAAUCAUAUAAUCUGAGAGCUCACAUGUUCAUUCAUAGUGCUUUUGAUAUUCGUAUACAAAAAAUAAGAGCUUAUGAAUUAGUGGACGACGUUUAUACAAACAUAUUUGAAACUAAAUCCAGCGGUGCUAGAAUAAAGGAACUUAUUAUCUAA